This is a messenger RNA of Cylicocyclus nassatus, 3141 nucleotides long. Lineage: Eukaryota; Metazoa; Nematoda; Chromadorea; Rhabditida; Strongylidae. The record is from the annotation of a GenBank genome assembly.
AGGAUCUUCUUCCAAAACUAUAAUUUUGGCCGCGUCUGGAUCGAUUUCCUAACGACGAUUGCCAUAAUCACGUUGUGUUCUCUUCUGAGACGCUGACACUGGCACAUGGUACAGCUUUAGUUGAAUUGGACGGGAAUGAUCGAUUUCGAAGUGUCGAACUCAACCACGUCUAUUAUACGUGGACGUUUACCAGGAGAGUCAAGCUGUGGCCCAGCUGGUAGUGUGCAUCGCCUAGGCAAUGUUCACUCUGUCGACAUAGUUAUCGAAGUCACUCUCAGAGAGGGAAGUCGACAUGGAACCACGAAAAUCAAACUGCAACAGGUACCAAAGUUCCUCGUCAACGCAUUCGAAUUCAUCAAUAGUCAUGGAAUGGAUCAGGAAGGUUUAUUUCGUCGAGAAGGCAAUGCAAGUCGCCUGAACCAGAAUAACUGGGCUGUUUACAUGGGCUCUGCUCCAAUUCCGGCUAAUUUCUCAGUUCACGACGUUUGUACCAUGGUAAAACGUUUCUUCCGAGAUCUCAAAGAACCUUUACUGUCGGGCGCCGGUUUACGCGAUAGACUCAUCGAAUUGGUCAAAAAGAAUCAAGUAGCACCUGUGACAAGGCAAGAAUUUGCCGCUGUGUUUGAACCUGAAGUGAACGCUGUUAGGAAGAAUGUACCUUUCUGCUUAUCUCGAGCACAUCUGGGAACGCUAGGAUUCCUUAUGCGGCAGCUACAUCGGAUAGCGCAUAAUUCCUGCAAGCAUCAAAUGACUUCGCUCAACCUUGCUACCGUAUUCGCACCAACGUUGUUUCGGGACGAAGUUUCAAAAGACAAGUUGAAGCGAAAAGAGCGCCGAGGAUCUCAAGACGACAUCCUUCUCAAUGUUCGUGAGGAUACGCAGUCACGAAUAGAAGCGAUACAACUACUCAUAGAACAUGCAAAUUGGAUAGGCCUUCAUCCAAAUUGCUAUCUGACAAGUGGUCAUCCACGAAGCAGCUCUGCUGCCCCAUCGCCAAGGCAACCGCCGUUUGUGAAUGUUGCAAAUUUAAAAGAACCACCUUAUGUUGAUCGGAAAUAUUCCCUCAAAGAACAUACACGGCAGAGUGCUAAGACGGCAGAACGGCGAGCUUCAUCCACAUUCCGUUUCAUCGCGGAUAAAUUUGUCCGGAAAAGGAGUCCAAGCAGGGAUCGCACAAAGCUCAACACUGGGGUUUUACGGCACUCUACUAAUCGUCGUGCCAGUUCACCAGCCAUAGUAGUCCCGAAUGAGUUGCGAGCGAAAGACGCCAAGCAUGAGCGGAAAACUUCAACACGUUAUGUCCUUGAUUUCGAUGAUCCUGCAGUAGUUGUCGCACAGCAGCCAGCUGAGAGUCACAAUACACGUUCACGAGACGCUUUGCGCUCCACAGGAGCACGUGCUUCCCGUUCUCGACAGCAUCAAUCCCAAAGCACCACAAAUGCGCAGCAAAAGACGGGUGCUCAGAAAGCUGUUCCAUCUCAAUCCACUGGUCGAGCAACCCGUUAUACUGUUGACUCUGUGACAUCCUCUGUGGUCAGACGUGAUUCCGGAAAGAAACGGCAUUUUUCACCCACGGUUCUGAAGGAUACACCUGCUUCUCUUGCGAGCCGCGAACACUUUCUCUCAUCUUAUGGAGAAGGUCGAGAAAGAUCACGUCGACGGCAUACCACACCGGUCAAAACAAAUACCGCACUCAGGCGCAAUCAGCCGAAUACGUUACAUUCUGGUUUGCAACAACCUAAACGGCGUGCUACAGUUGUCAAUGCAAGUGAACAAGAGAAAGAGAACCGCAGCCAAGAUAUUUCUGCUAGUAGUUCGUGUGAAGAUAUUGAGAGUACCCUCAAUGCUGAUGACAACAGUACAAUGCUCACGGACUCAUCUGCUGAUCUUCUUACUCAGAAAGGACAUGAGUCUCGCUUAAGACGUGUCAAACGACAGCAACGUAGAGAGUUGUCAUCUAUCCUUCAAAAGUCUCUGCUGGAUUCAAGUACUUUACAGGAAUCAUCCUUUUUCACUAAAGAUCGUGUGAAAGAGAGUCGAAAUCUGGUGUCAACCGCAUGUUCUCCUAUCAUUUUCCCUGUAUCUCCAUCCGAGAUUAAGCCUCAACGAGCCCAUGGAUCAGCAAUUGUUGGUGAGACCAUUGUAAUUUCCACUGGCCCAAUGUUGUCUCCGUCAUCCGAUGAACCAUCGAUCAAUCUACCCACGGAUCUCAACACCACUCCUGCUCCUCCCAAACCUACAACAGUUCCUCCCAUCAAGAACCACUAUCACUCAACGCUACAAACACCAUCAGGCACGGUUACGGUGGUAACGAAGCAGAUGGCACCGAAAACAAGCUUCGUGAAAUCCUAUGGCGACUCAUCAAAACCUGCACCUCGUGUGGAGGCAGAUGUAGUUUUUCGACACCCAUCUUUACCGCCACAACCAGGGCAUCGAGAAGAAGUUUGCACAAACACGUACAAGAUGAUUCACGAUCGUCAUCUGAUCAACACUAAGCAGCAGUUGUCGUCCCCAAGACUUACAAAACCAUUUGCUCUUGCUUUCCCACGAUCGACCUCUAUGACGACAUCAUUCGAUAGUGCUAUUUCGGACAACCACGCCUUCGCAAAACCCUCGAAGAUUUUAUCACCGGGACGUGUCACUCCGAAUGAUGAACCGAAAGAUGGUUUGACAAGUGACGACGAUAUGUUUGCCUGUUCCAAUCAGAUGAAAUCGGCGAUUUUGAACGCUACAUCCGAACUAGACAUUAAUGUUCACAUGGAUCGUCAGCUACGAUGUCGUCCAUCAGUGGCGCUUAUCGAGAAGCAGGGCAUAGUUCGGGAGAGAGUGAAUCAGUUCCGACGACUGGGAAAUGUCACAUCAAUGCCAUUGGAGCCGAUUAGUGGCAGGGAUUCGGUUCUAUGUUCAUCGUUUGUUGAUAAGUCCUCUAUUGGUACCGGAUCUAUGGCUGGUGAUGAAGAAUUCGUUAAACCUACGGCACCACCUGUAACUCAUUCACUUAACAUGGGCUCUCCUAAGAUUUAAGAAUAAGCCGUAUGUGUUAAUAAAUGUAAUAUUUAUCAUAGCAAUGUGUGUGUGCUGUUACUUUACUGUACAUACAUAGCUUAUCUCUAGGUAAUUAUCUCUGUUAUGUUGCACUUC